GGGGGUCGCACGGGGUCGCACUUGCAACCCCUGAAAAUAUCAUAGGGUCGCAAGAGUAUCUUUUUGCGACUCCAAAAAAUUACGAUUUCAAUUAUCAAAAAAUUGAAAUAUCAAUAUAAUAAUAAACUAACUAAUUUAUAUUUUGAGAACCAAUGUUUAACGUUGUCUUGAAGCACUGGAAUUAUUAUUAUACUAUAUCCUUUCCACAUUUAUUUAUAGUUUUGUUAUUAAUAAUUUUCUAUUAUUAUACCAAUAUGUAUAUUUAUUGUGAUCGGCCGACUCGAGUCUCAAUGGUAGCUGAUAAUGAAAACGUGUUUCAUAGUUUAAAAUUACUAUUUGUUUGUUUUAUUCAUGAAUUUAAUUUUUACACUUGUUAUUUCUUAUUCGUGAUCGACUUAAAAUUAAGUACUUACUACAAUGGACAAAUUUCUUAUAAAAGUAUCGAAGUCAAAAAAAAAUACUAAUGCUGAGAAAAAUGUUAACUUACCUGAAGAAAACCACCUUUCCCCAGAAAAAAGAUCAAAAAUGGAUAUUCUACCAAAUACCAAGGACAUAAAUCAAAUUCAGAAUGCUAUAUCUAGCCAUGUAGGUACAUCAAAGUCAGAUCAAACUACAAAUACACUAUUGAUAAGUGACAAUCUUAAUCGAGAUCCUGGUCAUAAGAAUACAAAUGCUUUAAUUUUAUUUUCAAGUGGGUUUGGACCGUAUCAACCAAAUAACAUUAUAUUUCCACAGCAUUUAGGAAGAAAAUUUCGAACAGAGUGGUAUACUUCUUUUCCUUGGAUAGAAUAUAGUCCUAGCAGUAACUCUGCAUAUUGUUUUUACUGUCGUGUUUUUCCAUCUAAAACAUCAGAUCCAACUUUUGUUAGUGUUGGAUUCAAGCAAUGGUCAAAAGCUAGUUUCAAGUCUUUUCCUCAGCAUGAAAAAUCAUUUGGACACAAAGAAGCUAGUGCCAAAUUAGCUGGUUAUAAAAAUUCUAAGAAAUCUGGGAGUAUAAUUAGCAAAGUUAAUACACACCAUCAGCAGAUAGUAGCUGAUAAUCGAGCCUAUUUAAAAUGUAUUUUAGACAGUUUACUUUUUUGUGCUCGUCAAGGAAUAGCUAUCAGAGGUCAUAGAGUAGACGAAGACUCUUCAAACAAAGGAAACUUUCUAGAACUAUUAACACUUCGUGCUAAAGAUAAUGAUAUUAUUCAACGAUAUUUUAUUGAAAAAGAAAAGACAUUUCGUUAUGUCAGUGGUGAUUACACAAAUACAUUUCUUGAGUAUUUAGCUAAUAUUGUUAUUGAAAAUAUAAUUGAUAAUGUAAUAGCUGCGGGUAUUUUCAGUAUAAUAGUUGACGAAACUCAAGAUUUGUCUCGACAUGAACAAGUCGCAAUUAUUAUAAGAUACGCAACAAAAGAUUUAUCUCCAGCAGAAGUUUUUCUUGGUUUUUAUAAAACAGAAAAUACAGAUGGAGAAACACUUUCAAUGUUAAUAAAAUCAACUCUUGUAUCUCAUGGUUUAAAAAUAGAAAACUUGAGAGGGCAGUGUUACGACGGUGCAGCGUCAAUGAGAGGGUCGUAUAAAGGGGUACAAGCAAGAAUUAAAGAAGAAAAUCAUUUAGCAAUGUACAUUCACUGUAAUGCACAUAUUUUAAAUUUAUGCCUUAUAGAUUUGGCUAAACAAGUAUCUUAUGUAAGAAAUGUAUUUGGAACAUUAAAUACAUUACAUAAUUUUAUUGGUGCAUCAUCCAAGAGACAUGCGAUUUUUGAAAAAAUGUAUUCAGUUUUAAAUAUAAGUACAUGUGAAGGACCUAAAACUUUAAAAAGUCUCAGUGAUACUAGGUGGAGUUGCCGACUAGAUGCCCUCAAGGCGGUUUUAUUCAAUUUUCAAACUGUGGUUAGUACUUUAGAAGAUAUUUCGGAAAAUGAUGCUGUUUAUGGAUCUGAUGCUAAUGCAUUACUAAAUAAUGUACAGUCAAUGGCAAAAGAAACAAUACAAGAAUUAUGCAAUAUGCGGUGUGAAGAAAGUUUUAAUAACACUUGGAAUGAAGUAGACAUUUUAAGAAAACAAUAUAAUGUUUCUUCUCCUAUACUUCCCAGAAAGCAAAAAAUACCAGCUAAACUUGGCGGUGGAUUGAAGGAGGAUAAUCUUAAAGCAGAAACAAAAAUUUUAAAUAGGAUGUAUAAAGCUGUACAUAAUCAAAGUAAUGUGCAAUCAAAAAUCAAUUUCAUUGCAUCAGAAAAUUAUAAAGCUGGAUUUCCAACAUUAACAAGUUUGAUACAAUUAUUUAUUACUAUACCAACUAACUCCGCAUCAUGCGAAAGAAGUUUUUCUUGUUUACGUAGGUUAAAAACAUAUUUAAGAACCACAAUGGGACAAUCAAGAUUAAACAGUCUUGGAAUCUUGCAAAUUGAACGUGAAAGAUCAUCUCUUAUAGAUAAAGAUUUAGUAAUAGAAAAAUUCAGUGCUGCCGCAGAAUGUAGAGGCCGCCGAUUACUACUGCAGUAA
Molecule: messenger RNA, 2490 nt
Organism: Rhopalosiphum maidis (corn leaf aphid)
Lineage: Eukaryota; Metazoa; Arthropoda; Insecta; Hemiptera; Aphididae
Product: zinc finger MYM-type protein 1-like
Exons: 6
Coding region: 418-2490 (690 amino acids)
Molecular function (GO): protein dimerization activity
Source: RefSeq, a predicted model, not a curated record